This is a messenger RNA of Aspergillus luchuensis, 348 nucleotides long. RefSeq names its product L-rhamnose mutarotase. Bases 1 to 348 code for a protein of 115 amino acids. Lineage: Eukaryota; Fungi; Ascomycota; Eurotiomycetes; Eurotiales; Aspergillaceae. Gene Ontology annotation, molecular function: racemase and epimerase activity, acting on carbohydrates and derivatives. The transcript has 3 exons. The record is from RefSeq and is a predicted model, not a curated record.
AUGCCCACCCGCCGCAUCGCCCAAAUCGUCUACCUCAAGCCCUCCGCCAUCGCCGCAUACAAAGAAUGUCACGCGAACGUAUGGCCCGAAGUCCUACAGCAGAUCAAGGAGUGUAAUAUUCGCGAUUACUCAAUCUUCUUCGAUAAUGAGCGGACGCUGUUCGCAACGUUUAAAUAUGUCGGGGAGGACUUUGACGGGGAUAUGCAGCGGAUGAAGGCCAAUCCGAAGGUGAGGGAGUGGUGGGGUUUGACGGAUGGGAUGCAGGAAAGCCCUAUCCCUGGUGCUGUCGGAAGUGCUGAAGGUCCUGGGUGGUGGAAGGUGCUGGAUGAGGUGUUUUAUACUGAAUAA